AACCCGCAUACCACUUGUCUACAGUUUGCGAGGAGUGUGUUAGCAUUGUUUUAUCUCACCACCACUGUUGCCAUUGGACGCGGACACAGACACAUCUAUAUAUACAUUCUUUUUUUUAAUUAUUUUUUCUUCUGGAGCAAGUCCAGUCUGAUGAAUUCACCGAAAAAAGACGGAGACGACGAUGUGCCCGUUAAAGACCCGGUGAAAUAUGGCGAACUGGUCAUUUUGGGGUACAAUGGUUCUCUUCCAACCGGAGACCGGGGGCGCAGAAAGAGUCGCUUCGCUCUGUACCGAAGGGCCAAGGCCAACGGCGUCAAGCCCAGUGCGGUGCACAUCCUCAACACGCCACAGGACAGCAAGGCCGUACACAGCAGGGGGCAGCACAGCAUUUCUUUCACCUUGUCCCGUAACCAGACCGUGGUGGUGGAGUACUGCCACGACAACAACACAGACAUGUUCCAGAUCGGACGCUCCACAGAAAGUCCCAUCGACUUUGUGGUGACAGACACCUCUGGAGGGGGGAAGGAGGGGGAGGACCCCUCCAUUGCUCCCAGCACGAUCUCACGUUUUGCCUGCAGAGUCGUGUGCGAACGCAGCCCACCCUACACUGCACGCAUUUACGCCGCAGGCUUCGACUCCUCCAAAAAUAUCUUCCUAGGAGAAAAAGCAACCAAAUGGAAAAACCCUGAUGGACACAUGGACGGUUUGACCACCAACGGGGUUCUAGUGAUGCAUCCAGAGGGGUUUCCAGAGGAGCCGAAGCAGGGGCUGUGGAGGGAGAUCUCUGUCUGCGGUGAUGUCUACGCCCUUAGGGAGACGCGCUCCGGUCCCACCCGGGGCAAACUGGCAGAGGGAGAGAGCAGCGCACUACGAGACGGCUCCCUGGUUGACCUGUGUGGUGCCACCCUGCUGUGGCGUACGGGCGAGGGGCUCAUGCGUGCGCCCACCCUGCGGCACCUGGAAGCACUUCGACAGGAGCUCAAUGCGUCCCGCCCCCAGUGUCCUGUCGGCCUCAGCACACUGGCCUUCCCCAGCCUGCCACGCAGCCACAGCCUUGAAGAACGUCAACCCUGGGUCUACCUCACUUGCGGCCACGUCCAUGGACGCCACGACUGGGGCCAGAGAUCUGAGAGGGAGGAGCACCCGGGGGAGGGCGAGGGCUCCACUACCCGCCGAGAAUGUCCCCUGUGCAGGAGUGUGGGUCCCUACGUGCCCCUGUGGCUGGGCUGUGAGCCGGCUGUGUAUGUUGACGCCGGCUCUCCCACUCACGGUUUUGUUCCGUGCGGUCACGUCUGCUCAGAGAAGACAGUCAGGUACUGGGCAGAGACCCCACUGCCCCACGGGACCCACGCCUUCAGACCCGUCUGCCCCUUCUGCUCCAGUGCCCUCAACACCCCCGGCUGGACUCGGCUCAUCUUCCAGGGUCCCAUCGACUAGUCACCACUGCAACCACUAUAACAACAACCAUUCAUGUCGCAAAUAUUGGUCAGUAUGGAAAAUUAAUUAAGUUGGAGUGCUUAACGUCAUUUUUCGCGUUAUUAAAGCAUAUGUGUUCUGCAGUCAGUAUUCAAACGUUGUCAGUGAACACAGGUCCAUGCUGAAGAAUCCUGUGUCUUGUUUAUCCUUCAGUCGCUGUUAAUUGGUAUAGGAUGAUGAGGAUAGUGGCAGAAUAAUCCAUACUGCCAUGUGAACAGUAUUUAUUCUGAAAUACCUGAGGUCCCCUUCUCUGUUCUUCAAGAGUCUGCUGGUCUCACAAGCCGAUUUACCCAGAAACCUCUCUGAAAAUACCCAAAAGAGCCUGAUCUCCACCAUUAGGUUUCGUGUGAAGUGUCUCACUCAGUGAAUCAUGAAUUUUGACAUCAUAGUCUCCACUUUCAGAUUUAAUAUCCACCACUUUCACCUUCGUUUGCAUCCUGACUUCCUCGCUAACCUGAAUGCCCAGCUGAUUCAUAUUCAUAGCUGCACUCAACAGGCUGUCUGAUAAGUACCUGUGUUAAAUGAGCGAGGGAUCAAAGGUUGUUCCGUGAAGAGGAAAUGAUUAACCACUUUUAAAAUCAUUGUUUGUAUUCAAAUAUCCAUUUAGUGUGACACCUAUGCACAGGCCCACGAUGAACGAGACCCCCCCUGUUUACCAUUAGCUUGGAGGUAGAACCUGCAGACUCUUUGAUUAGCACUGAAGCACCAGAGGGAGCACUUCAUGCUAUGUAAGGACAAGUCUUAUCCAGAUUAUCGAGCAGACAAAGGAUAAACAAGGGCUGGGACUAAAACUGGGUAAACGCCACUUCAUAACCCCCUAAAGCAAUAAAAGCACUCUCAUAGAUAAGCUAAAUGUUGUGCUAUGUUUAGCCAAGUGUUGUGUCAGCGCUGGUCACAUAUAACGAGGCUGAAAUGGUUUCCAGGUUAAGGGCUCAACCAGAGGCGUGUUCAAUACCACAAUUCAUUUGAUUUCUACACGAGGUCGUAGACCAGGUAACCAGGUAUCUUAGUAAGUGUGAUGUAACCAAAGGCUGACAUUUUAAAGACGAGCAACUGAAUCAGUGAAAAUAUAUUUUUAAAUGCAUCCAGUAGGGGGGGCCAUGGAUCUCGCGAUGGAGCAUGAUGGCUGCAGGGCUGUAUGUUUGAUCCUCGGCUCCCCUGAACCCAGGUUGUGUCAGGAACGACACAAAGCUCAUGCCAAAUCCCAUGUGGAUGUUGAUCCACUGUGGCAAACCCCAUCAAUUCAAAUACAUGAAGCAGCCACAUCAUGCCGACAGAAAUCAUGUCAUCACAUAUAAGCAUUUAGGAUUGUUAAAUGAAAUUGAACACACUUCUGGUUACUGCAUUCUGAUUAACAGGCUCUGCGUUAGUGUGACGGAGCGUCUGAGCGGUUUGACCUAGCAUAACCUCAAAAGAAAAACUUUUGUUUUGUUUGUUUUGUUUGGUUAUUUCAAAGAAAACUAUUUUGUUAGGAA
Limanda limanda (common dab) is the source of this 2951-nucleotide messenger RNA. RefSeq names its product E3 ubiquitin-protein ligase pellino homolog 2. Gene Ontology annotation, biological process: protein polyubiquitination; regulation of Toll signaling pathway. Lineage: Eukaryota; Metazoa; Chordata; Actinopteri; Pleuronectiformes; Pleuronectidae. The coding region runs from base 151 to 1437 and encodes 428 amino acids. Gene Ontology annotation, molecular function: ubiquitin protein ligase activity; protein binding. The transcript is spliced from 7 exons. The record is from RefSeq and is a predicted model, not a curated record.